This is a messenger RNA of Drosophila erecta, 1563 nucleotides long. RefSeq names its product probable citrate synthase, mitochondrial. The transcript is spliced from 4 exons. Bases 111 to 1562 code for a protein of 483 amino acids. The record is from RefSeq and is a predicted model, not a curated record. Gene Ontology annotation, cellular component: mitochondrial matrix. Gene Ontology annotation, biological process: carbohydrate metabolic process; tricarboxylic acid cycle. Lineage: Eukaryota; Metazoa; Arthropoda; Insecta; Diptera; Drosophilidae.
UAUACUUUUGUGAAUAUCAUGAAGUAGGCUGUGUUUAAUUCCUCUGCCAAUUUAUCUUUUUCCAUAUUCUAUUUCAUCAUUAAAUUCUAAAUUUACUUUUUCUUUUCACUAUGCUCAGAACCAAGAACUACAAAAUCUGCAUCAAGGGCGUUACUUUUCGUUCAUAUGCCGGUUGCAAAAAUGGCAAAGGUGGUAAGGGUGGCAAGGGCGGCAAGGGCGGCUUAAAGGCCAAGUUGGCAAAGAAAAUUCCUAUGGAACGGGAAAAGUUUUUGGGUAUCAGGUGUCUGCACGGCAAAAAGAUUAUUGGCCAGAUAAGUGUUAAUAGCGUGAUAGGAGGAAUGCGAGGACUUCCGCUUCUGUUUUGCGAGACUUCCAGCCUGGACAAAAACAAGGGUAUUUAUUACCGCGGAAAACUGCUUAAGGAUGUGUGUGCCAAGCUGCCGCGGGUGCAAGAGGGCACCAAUGAAGGCACUCCCGAGGGAUGCUUCUAUCUGCUGGUCAGCGGAUUGAUGCCCACGAAGAAGGAUGCCAAGGAAAUCACCAAGGAGUGGCUGAAGCGUGGCUCAGUUCCGCGCUAUUGCCUCCGGUUGAUUGACUCCAUGGACAAGCGGGUGCAUCCGAUGGCCCAGUUGUGCGCCGCCAGCGCCUGUCUCAAUCCGCAGAGCAAGUUCGUCGAGGCUUACACCAAAGGGGCCAAACGUGCAGACUACUGGAAAUACACCUACGAGGAUGCCAUGAACCUGAUCGCCAUGCUGCCCACCGUGGCGGCUGCCAUCUAUAAUAACGUGUUCAAGGAUGGCGAGGGUUCCCGGGAGCUCAACGAUGAGGAAGACUGGUCCGGCAACUUCUGCCGCAUGCUUGGCCUACCGGAAAAGGAUUUCGUCGACCUCAUGCGACUCUACAUGGUCCUGCAUGCGGAUCAUGAGAGCGGCAAUGUUUCCGCCCACGCGUGCCACCUGGUUGGGACAGCACUCAGCGAUCCCUUCCUGUCUUUCUCGGCCAGCAUGUGCGGCCUGGCUGGACCACUUCAUGGAUUGGCCAACCAGGAAGUGCUAGUUUGGCUGACAAAGCUUCGGAAGGCUAUUGGCGAUGACCCCUCGGAUGAAGAGCUAAAGAAGUUCAUCGACGAUACGCUAAAAGGAGGACAGGUUAUUCCCGGCUAUGGACAUGCCGUACUCCGAGACACCGAUCCUCGGUUCGUCCUGCAAAAUGAGUUCGCCAUGAAGCACUGCAAGGAUGAUCCGGGCGUAAAGCUUGUGACUCGCAUGUGGAAGAUCAUACCAGAGGUGCUGAAGAAGCUUAACAAGGUGGCGAAUCCGUAUCCAAAUGUCGAUGCCCAUUCCGGCGUCCUGUUGCAACACUACUGUCUGAAGGAGCUGAAUUUCUACACCGUUCUCUUUGGAGUUUCCCGGGCGCUGGGGGUACUGUCGCAGUUGAUUUGGUCCCGGGCCUUGGGGGCACCAAUUGAAAGACCAAAGUCAUUUUCCUCAACGGAGAUCUGCAACUUCAUCAGGGAAGCGGACAAGAAGUCGGGAAAAAAGAACGAAAAAAAGAAGUGCUAAA